AUGGGUCUGGCCAAGACUGUCUUCAUCCUCACCGCCAUCCUCCUCGUCGACCGUGUCGGCCGCCGUGGCCUAUACCUCUCCAGCCUCGCCGGCGUCAUUGUCUCGACGUGCCGUGGCCCAGUGGCGGCCAUCGCCUCGGUGUUCACGUUCGUGGCCUCCUUCUCCAUUGGCUUGGGGCCCAUCACAGGCGCCUACAGCUCCGAGGUCAUCCCGCUCCGGCUGCGCGCGCAGGGUGUCAGCGUCGGUGUGGCUUUCAACCGCGUCGCCAACGCAACUGUUGCCCUCACCUUCAUCUCCCUCUCCAAUGCCAUCACCAUGGGCGGCGCCUUCUUCCUCUUCGGAUUCUUGUCAGUCGGAGCGGCCACAUUCUUCUACUUCUUCUGCCCGGAAACCCAAGGCCGGCCGCUCGAGGAGAUCGAGGAAGUGUUCAGACAGGGGUGGCGCGAGCGACGACACAACCUACACGGUCCUUUUCAUGUAUUCAAGCACACAGAAAUGAGAUGA
Lolium rigidum is the source of this 504-nucleotide messenger RNA. RefSeq names its product probable polyol transporter 6. Gene Ontology annotation, molecular function: myo-inositol:proton symporter activity. The transcript is spliced from 2 exons. The coding region runs from base 1 to 504 and encodes 167 amino acids. The record is from RefSeq and is a predicted model, not a curated record. Gene Ontology annotation, biological process: transmembrane transport. Gene Ontology annotation, cellular component: membrane. Lineage: Eukaryota; Viridiplantae; Streptophyta; Magnoliopsida; Poales; Poaceae.